AUGAACAAAAAGUCGGCAUUGAUCAACAUACGCGCUCCAAAUCUCGACUAUGAGCCCAACAAGGCAAUUCGCCUUGGCCACAUUUGGAAACACCCAAUGGAUCCCGGCUCGUUCUGUGGACCGCCUCUCCCCAUUCCCGAAGACAUGGAAACGGACCAUACUUUCAAAGCCCCUUGGCAUAUCGGCAAAGGCAGGGCAAACAGUGGAUCGUUGGGAUAUGGGCCAAUUUCCUCCAGGCUACUGGAUACAUACUCAAUAGAGCCAACGGACAAUUAUGUCAAAGAGAGCGUCAAAGCCGUUGCUGCUGAGGCUUUCAAGCGUAGACAGCGUCUGUUCAUGGUGACAGGCGUCAAGAUAGCACGUGGUGCAGUUGGCUCAAUCUCCUCUUCGAGGCGUGUUGGGGGCGGUGCAAGAGCUGGAUUCGGAGGUGAAAGCUUCGGCGUCCCAUUUGACGGCGGACCGCAGUUCAAGAUAUCCAGGGAUACCUACGGCGAAGAAACAUAUGGAGGCUGGGAAUCGAUGCAGGCGGGAUCGAGCAUUGUGAAUUAUGGGCGAUGCGAAACGGACGUGGGAGCGUCUGUUUUGGCUGAACUGAGAUCUCGGCCUUUCAACUCUAGGCUUGAGUUUUCUGAGGCCGAUGAGGCUGAUGAGGCUGAAAUAUCAGGUCCUCUGUUUUUGGGUCACCCGUCGACAUGGCAAGAAGUAUGCGAGAGUGAGAGCGAGGGCAAGGGCAAGGGCAGUCUGCAAAACGGAAGAGCUAAACACGAAGUUGUAGUAUCUCCGGAAGUUGGCUACUUUGCUGGGUCUUCAGGGGCCAAAAGCUACUUUUCCUCAGAAAUCGAUGGGCUCAUACUUGGGGAUGACCGUUUCGUGUCGGGGGAGUUCGGGCAUGAGGCCGACCUAAUACCUUUUGUUGACGACAGCAGGGAGGAUGGUCUAUUUAUCUCUUCUCGCUCAUGA
Fusarium proliferatum ET1 is the source of this 960-nucleotide messenger RNA. RefSeq lists its product as uncharacterized. The record is from RefSeq and is a predicted model, not a curated record. The transcript is spliced from 3 exons. Bases 1 to 960 code for a protein of 319 amino acids. NCBI's taxonomy places the organism in Eukaryota, Fungi, Ascomycota, Sordariomycetes, Hypocreales, Nectriaceae.